AUGAAUCCAGGGGAGAAGGAACAAGAACACCAUGCCGCCCAUCCCAAUCUACUCGGCAAGCCCCGUCAGCGCCUCCAAGCCCGAUGGGGUGACCCCAAGACCGCCGCGCCUGCCGAGCAGGCGUCGCCCUACGCCCCGGCCACCACGACCCAGGCCGCGCCUCCCACCGGCACCUCGGGCUAUCCCGCGCCGCAGCCGGGAGCCAGGCCACCCCAACCUACCUCAGCACCCUCGCCUACACCCACGCGGACCACGUCCAAGUACGCCCCCGCCACCACGACCGCGGCCUUUGACAGCAACAGCAGUCCGCCCCCGCCCCAGCCCGGCGCUGUCCCCGUGCCACCGGGCAGGACCUCGGCAUUGCCCCCUCCGCCCCGGGCCGGAGAAUGGCCAUUCCCCGCCGACCCAGUCAUACGCGGCGCAGGGCGGCUCGUCCACCACGACCGCCGCGCUGCCCCAAGGGCCCCGCCCGACAACUCUAGACGGCGCACCCAGCCAGGGCUACCAUCCGCUAGGGUACAACCCCCGGGACCGUCCGCGCACCCAUCCCCGUACGCCGGUGCCUACAACGGCGGCGGAGGCGGCCACCACGCCACCGGUGCUGGAGACGGCGAAGACGACGAUGGCGUGUGGGGUGCGGCGAAGAGAUGGGCGCAAGCAGCGGGUGGACGCUUGGCUGAGGCGGAGGGCGAGGUAUGGCGACGCAUCAACAAGGGCUAG
This is a messenger RNA of Parascedosporium putredinis, 720 nucleotides long. NCBI's taxonomy places the organism in Eukaryota, Fungi, Ascomycota, Sordariomycetes, Microascales, Microascaceae. The record is from the annotation of a GenBank genome assembly.